AUGUCGACUCUACUCAAUCUUGCACCCUCCGGCGUCACCGGACGAAUUCCCGACCUGCUCCGCUUCUUGAAGAUAUCCAAAAUCUCCAAAUCGUUCUCUCGAAAUGGCUGGGCAAGAUAUGCCUUGGCAAUCCUACUCGGUUGGACAGCUGUGAAGAAGGCGAGCAGAGCGCUGGGCGAUGCCGCCUUGAAUAACUACAGCCACGACAAGUAUGACUGGAGACGGGAGCUGGUGCUGGUUACCGGUGGUUCCGGUGACAUGGGCGACAUGCUCGUACGCAAAUUGGCAAAGAACUGCGUCAAGGUCGUCAGUAUUGACAUAGUUCCUCCAAGAAAACCACUGCCGUCCAACGCAUACUUCUACCAAGCGGAUAUCACCAAGGCAACGUCCAUCAAGGAGGCCGCUGACCGGAUCCGGCAAGAUCACGGAGACCCCACUGUCCUGGUCAAUAACGCCGGCGUCAUGAAGAUCUCCACUAUUCUCGACGAGACGGAGGAGCAAAUCCGCCAAACCUUUGACGUAAACAUUAUUUCCAACUUCCUCCUGAUCAAAGAGUUCCUCCCUUCAAUGAUCAAACGCAACCACGGUCACGUCGUCACGAUUGCGAGCAUGGCCAGCUUCGUGACCGGCGUGCAGAACGUUGACUACUCCUGCACCAAGGUCGGCGCUCUGGCCCUCCACGAGGGGUUGGCACAGGAACUUCGGCAUCGCUACCAUGCACCCAAGGUCCGAACGAGCAUCAUUCAUCCAACAUAUGUGCGCACGGCUCUGAUUGACAGAGUGCACAGCUCAGGAAAGUUCAAGGCCUUGCUGCUUGAACCUGAACAUGUCGUACACCAAAUCUUCAAGCAAAUCAUGUCUGGACGUAGCGGGCAAGUAUAUGUCCCCAAACAGUACUCGCGUGCUGCGGGAGCACGCGGGUGGCCGCACUGGGCCCAGGAAGGCCUCCGGAAUGCACAAAAAGAUGUACUUUUCCACGGUUAG
Messenger RNA from Colletotrichum gloeosporioides, 984 nucleotides. Its product is annotated as Dehydrogenase RED2. The coding region runs from base 1 to 984 and encodes 327 amino acids. NCBI's taxonomy places the organism in Eukaryota, Fungi, Ascomycota, Sordariomycetes, Glomerellales, Glomerellaceae. Gene Ontology annotation, molecular function: oxidoreductase activity, acting on the CH-OH group of donors, NAD or NADP as acceptor. The record is from RefSeq and is a predicted model, not a curated record. The transcript has 3 exons.